AUGUCCACAUCAAGGAACAGCUCUGCACAUCCUAUGUCCUUCAUCCUUCUAGGAAUUCCAGAUCUGGAGAACUUCCAGUCUUGGAUAGCAUUUCUGUUCUGUUUCAUGUAUGUGGUGGCUUUUGUUGGCAAUAUCACAAUCCUACAUAUAAUCAGAACUGACAACACUCUUCACGAGCCCAUGUACCUCUUUCUAGCAAUGCUGGCUACAUCUGACCUGAUCCUGUCCUCCUCUACCCAGCCUAAAAUGCUGGCCAUACUCUGGUCUCAUGCUCAUGAGAUUGAAUAUCAUGCCUGCCUCAUCCAGGUAUUCUUCAUCCAUGCCUUUGCUUCUGUAGAGUCUGGGGUGCUCAUGGCGAUGGCCUUGGACCGCUAUGUGGCCAUCUGUUUUCCACUGAGACACUCUAGUAUCCUGACUACAACCGUGGUGGUAAAAUUAGGAGUGGCUGUGAUGCUGAGAGGGCUAUUGUUGGUGAGCCCCUUCUGCCUCAUGAUCUCCAGAAUGCCCUUCUGCCCCAACAGGGUCAUUCCCCAGUCAUACUGUGAGCACAUGGCUGUGCUAAAAUUGCUGUGUACUGAUACCAGAGUCAACCGUGCUUAUGGGCUCUUUGUGGCCUUCUCUGUGGUUGGCUUUGACAUUCUCGUCAUCAGUGUAUCUUAUGUGAUGAUUUUGAGAGCUGUUCUACAGUUGCCCUCAGGUGAAGCCCGCUUCAAGGCUUUUGGCACAUGCGCUUCUCAUAUCUGUGUUAUCUUGGCCCUGUAUAUCCCAGCCCUUUUUACCUUCCUCACCCAUCGCUUUGGCCAUCAUGUGCCUCGAGUGGUACACAUCAUGUUUGCUAAUGUCUACCUCCUGGUGCCACCCAUGCUCAACCCCAUCAUCUAUGGAGUUAGGACAAAGCAGAUCAGGGACAGGGUUUUGCGAGUAUGCUAUGAAAAAGAUGUCUAA
Molecule: messenger RNA, 945 nt
Organism: Cavia porcellus (domestic guinea pig)
Lineage: Eukaryota; Metazoa; Chordata; Mammalia; Rodentia; Caviidae
Product: olfactory receptor 52R1-like
Exons: 1
Coding region: 1-945 (314 amino acids)
Biological process (GO): G protein-coupled receptor signaling pathway
Cellular component (GO): plasma membrane
Molecular function (GO): G protein-coupled receptor activity; olfactory receptor activity
Source: RefSeq, a predicted model, not a curated record